AUGUCCGCUUUAUUUAACUUUCAAAGUCUACUGGUUGUUAUACUUCUUUUAAUUUGUACAUGUACUUAUAUACAUGAUUUUUAUCCAAAAUUACUCAACCGAUAUAAAACAGGAUUUCGUGGUACAUUUUGGAAAUUUGCAAGAAUUGGUCAACGCAAAAGUCAAUAUGUAUCAAUAUUUUGUCUUGGAAUGGCACUAAGUGUACUCUUUUGGCAAUAG
This is a messenger RNA of Adineta steineri, 219 nucleotides long. Lineage: Eukaryota; Metazoa; Rotifera; Eurotatoria; Adinetida; Adinetidae. The record is from the annotation of a GenBank genome assembly.